This is a messenger RNA of Vombatus ursinus (common wombat), 2855 nucleotides long. Its product is annotated as UBX domain-containing protein 2B-like. Gene Ontology annotation, cellular component: nucleus; cytosol. Gene Ontology annotation, biological process: nuclear membrane reassembly; autophagosome assembly; proteasome-mediated ubiquitin-dependent protein catabolic process. The transcript has 8 exons. The record is from RefSeq and is a predicted model, not a curated record. Gene Ontology annotation, molecular function: ubiquitin binding. Bases 1 to 1083 code for a protein of 360 amino acids. NCBI's taxonomy places the organism in Eukaryota, Metazoa, Chordata, Mammalia, Diprotodontia, Vombatidae.
AUGGCGGAGGGCGGGGCAGCUCGCCCGGGCGAGGACCGGGAAGAGGAGGCUGCGGCGGCCCCGGCCUCGGCCCCGCCGACCCCGGGUGGGCAUCGCCAGGAGAAGAGGCCCUCGGGGUCGCGGGCUGGGCCCAGGCCUCCCACCGCCCGCGACUUGCAGUUGGCCUUAGCAGAAUUAUAUGAAGAUGAAGUUAAGUGCAGAUCAUCAUUUCAAUCUGACAAACCCAAAGCUAAAAUAUUUAAAAGCCCAAGAACACCACCUCAAAGGUUAUACUCAGGUGAACAUGAGUACAGUGGGCUACAUAUAUCAGGACCUUCAAAGACAACUGGAAAAAUUGUGAAUGAACUUUUCAAAGAGGCAAAGGAACAUGGAGCAGUACCUCUGAAUGAAACCACAAGAGCUUCAGGUGAUGGUAACAAAUCUAAAUCAUUUUUGGGUGGUGGAUAUCGAUUGGGUGACUCCUCUCGAAAGAAAUCAGAAUAUGUCUAUGGAGAAAAUCAACUACAAGAUGUUCAAAUUUUGCUCAAACUUUGGAGCAAUGGCUUCAGUUUAGAUGAUGGAGAAUUAAGAUCUUAUACUGAUCCAACAAACGCCCAGUUUCUAGAAUCUGUUAAAAGAGGUGAAAUUCCUCUGGAGCUUCAGCGACUGGUCCAUGGUGGACAGGUGAAUUUGGACAUGGAGGAUCACCAGGAGCAAGAAUAUAUAAAACCAAGAUUGCGAUUCAAGGCUUUUAGCGGAGAAGGGCAAAAACUUGGAAGUCUUACACCUGAAAUAGUCAGUACACCUUCUUCCCCUGAAGAGGAGGAAAAGUCAAUAGUAAAUGCAGUUGUUCUUGUUGAUGAUUCAGUGCCAACAACAAAAAUUCAAAUCAGGUUAGCAGAUGGAAGCCGGUUGAUACAAAGAUUCAACCACACACAUAGGAUCGUGGAUGUCCGAGAAUUUAUUGUACAGUCCCGCCCUGAAUUUGCAACUCUUGGCUUUGUUCUUGUUACAUCGUUUCCAAACAAAGAGCUAACUGAUGAAAGCCUGACACUUCAAGAAGCAGAUAUACUUAACACUGUGAUUCUUCAACAACUAAAGUAAUCUUGCUCCUAUCUCUGCAGUAGCAUGUGGGAUAAAUAAUGUGCCAAAUUUUAAAAAGGAAAAAAAAGUACUUCAGAAAAAAUAGGAAUCACCACAACUAUUUUUUUCCUAGAUCAAUCUUGGUUUUAUUGUUCUGUCUUCCAGCUCCAGUGUACCUAAAUCCAUUUUAUGAAUGGACUUUUUCUAUUCUGUGUUGGUCCAAAUAUAGGCCACACUCUCCCUCCAAAUAUGGCUUGUAUAAAAACCUGAGUGUAGUUGGUAAUUUUUCCCCUAACAUUCAGCUAUAGAUCUCUUUGAAAGGAAAAAAAGGAGGGAUACAGCUUGUAUCCAGGAGUAGCCAAUAUUUGGUCCAAUACAGUAAUUGUUCAUUUGGAUUUUUAGACUUUUUUAUAACUGAACCUCCUUAUGUUUAUAAAUUCCAUAAUUCUCUACUAAAAAUGAAUUACUUCCACAGUGACAUGACAGUUUUUUUUAAAAUAUGCUUAACCCUUACAAAAUAAAACCACCUUUUUGAAUAUAUACCUUAUAUUUGGUAAGAUUUACACUAAAGUAUUUUGAUGUUAUGUUGACAAACUGCCAUUCAAAAGUUUCUUGAUCAGCUUAACUGAAAUUUUUCUUUCACUAUAAUUUAUAUUGAAAAUAUAACUAUAUUCUGAUUUAGAAGCAGAUUGAUUAUGCAAAAAGUCAUUUUUCAACACACUAAGUUUUUACAUAUGCAUUGCCAUCAAUUGCAUUGAGUAUUUUUGUGAUACCAAAUAAUCUAGUUUGACCUUCAAGCAUAUAUAAUUUUUCUCCAUUCUAAUCAUACUACUGUGUCUGACACCAAACAAAAACACAUAAAUGCCAGCAGUACUAGAGGUAAUGAUGUAAGCAGACGCUGUCAACUGGUAAAACUCUGUGCUGUUUGCUAGUCAUCUACAGUCUUGUUCAACCUGGGGCACACUACCUCCUGUCCCUUCCUACUCCCUGGCAGAAUUGCCAGAGCAAGAGAUAACUCCUGUAGCCUCUUUGAAAUGUACUAUUAUAAUGGUCCUUUUUAGGCAUUUCUAGCCUGAAAAACUAUCCACAUAGAUAUUUGAAAUAGUUACUAGAACCAUGAUACAGGAGAGAUAAGGGAUGAUAUGAAUGGCAGCAUUUGAAGUGUUGGGAUAAUGCUUUUUUAUUUCUUUCAAAGUCACCAUUUUUGCUUACAUAGCUUUCCCCAGCACGUUCUAUAACAAGGGCACUUAAGAAUGUCUGUCUGUGCUUUGUCACUGCCAUUUUACUAAAUUUAUAGCACUGGGGUAAGUGAACUUUACAAAGCUAUUAUGAAAACAGUUCACUUUUUUUCUCCCCUUGGACAUAGACGGAGCCUAUGCAAGCUCUGCAAGCAGUUAUAAUAAUGAGGCUGCUAACCUUUCCCUUUGAGAGAAUUUUCCCCCCAAACCCCAAGUUAUACUCAGAAUAGAGGAGAUACUUGCCUCUUGCCAGUAGUUUGAAACAGCCUUGUGGUGAUAAGCAAAUUAAAAUUGUGAAGAAAUUUAACCCAAACCUUAUUGUAUUCUUUGAAAUUUCGUUUUUGUGGGUUUCCUUCUACAUUUGAUGAGAGUGGCCAUAGCUGCAUGUAUAAAAUUGGCUGUCAUGUUUAUGCAUAACUUUCUUCCAAAAUACUUGGACCCAUGUAAGAAAAUUAAACCCUCAGAAGAGAUAACAUUAGUUUAACAAAUACUUCAUAAUAUUUUACUUUGUUGAAUGCUGUUUUCCUGAAAGACCUUUUACUUAUUAAGUUAAUA